AUGGCCUACAUCCUCUUCAUCUCCUUUGUUGUCUUAAUGCCCAUUCUAUUCAACAACAUGUUGGUCCAGUACAUUUUGGGUCUGGAGAAUUUCAGGCUGAUCCGUGGUCAUCUCACCAGUGAGAAGUGUCUAGAGAAUGAGAAAGUGACCAAGAUGGUGUCGGUGGUGAGCAAUAUUCAAGAGAGGAUUCCCGCUCUAGAGAGGAGCCACAGGGAGAUGCAGCAGAGUCUGGAGCACAUCAUGAAAACUCUGCAGGAACUCAAUGGAAAGAUUGACUGAGAAAUAGGUAGCUACUUAAAUACUUUUCAGCAUUGUUAUGUUACUCCAAAAUCGUAGGUGUAGCUAGCUCUAACUGUCAUGUCGAUGUUGUAGGUCAAGAAAUAAUAAUAUGUUAAUUCUAGAGACCAA
Molecule: messenger RNA, 408 nt
Organism: Geodia barretti
Lineage: Eukaryota; Metazoa; Porifera; Demospongiae; Tetractinellida; Geodiidae
Source: the annotation of a GenBank genome assembly